UAGUAUAUUUCACCAAAAAUAGACCAUUCAAUGAAAGUAGCAUUUGUCAUUCCCAACAUGACCACAAAUCAAACUGAGUUUGCUCAGUAGUAUUGAUUUCUCAAAACAGCUGACUAUAAAUUUUAUCAUCUCCUUUUUGAGUAGAUUGGUAAACAGCCACUUUCAAGGUGUUUUUGGUAUGAUUUAGAACAAAGCACCGACUAUUUUUCUCAUGAAAUAUUUUCUCUGAGAGAUGGAUUAUAUUCGUGAGUUUGAUAUUCAGUUGGAAAAAGAAUAUUACUAUGCUGGAGAAACAAUAAAAGGAAAUGUUGUUUUGGAUACCAUUGAAAAUUUCAAACUUAGAACAAUAAGGGUGAUAUUGAGAGGAAAGGCACAUGCGGAGUGGAAAGUACUUCUCUCAGGUGAUCGAAGAACAGUAAAAGAUGACCAAAUUUUCGUUGAUGAAAGGCAUAUAAUAUGGGGUGAGAACAAUUUGGAAACAACUAUUCCUAUUCUUCCAAGGGGCGUACACAAAUUUCCCUUCAAAUUUCAUCUCCCUGAAUCAAGCUUGCCUUGUUCGUUUGAAAGUAAACCAGGCUACAUCAGAUAUUUUUUCAAAGUAACAAUAGAUAUUCCUUAUGCCAGUCCUCCUCAAGGCGUCAAAUAUUUUACCGUCAUUGGUCCUCAUAUAGAUUGUAUGGAGGAGCAAUAUCUAAAACCGCAAGUGUUGGAAAAUAGAAGGUCAACUUGUUGUUGGUGUUGCAAAAAAGGUACCAUCAACCUUCGAUGUGUUCUAGCGAGAUCUGCUUAUGUUUGUAAAGAAAGCAUAAAACUGAAAGUUACUAUUGACAAUCAAGGUGAAGAGGAAGUUAAAUUACGGGUUAAGCUCGAACAAGUAUGUGAGUUUUUUAUUGACAGAGGAGUACUUGGAGUUAGUAAGGAUUUGAAACAUCUUGUAUUCGAAUAUGGGGGAUGUCAUGUCAAGCCUCAUACCCGAAGCAAAUGGGACAGUUCCAAUUGUCUUGUAAUACCACCAAUGCCUACAACGUUAGUACAUAUAUGUCGACUGGUCCAGAUCUACUAUUUACUAACAGUUUAUUUGGACACAGAUAGAGAAUUUGAUAUACUACAAGUCAGUUGUCCAAUAACAAUAGGUACAGUGCCGUUCAGAAUCCCCAAUUCAAACAGAACCCCAGCAAUAAAAUAUGAUCAUGCUUGCCCUGUAGUGGAGGGUGGAAUGUAUUUGGCACCAGAAUUUCUGUUGGGUCAGGUGUACGAUGGAAAUGAACAUCAUUUGAGAGAUCCUCUAGUGUUAUACAAACCCCUAUAUGUGACGGUAGAUAAGUCUGAGACUACUUAAAUGUUUCAUCAAGGAGAAAAAUGGCAAUAAUAUUAAUAUUUAUAAUCGUGAAAGUACCUUACAGGGUGUUACCUCAAUUUUUGUUAUCACUGUUUGAGACUGAAAGAUAGUAAAAUUCCUAGUCAAUUUUUAUUUUACACCUAUUAAAUAAGUGAUCUCGAGUUGCCGAAAAAUACCUCAUGAAAACUUUAACAACAAAAAUGUACUUAAUGCAAAUUACCUAUAGAGCUAUUGCAAGGUUUUUUCAUGAGAAAUAGUUCAUUUUGAUCCAAUAUGUUUAGGUAAUUGUUGUAAAAUUAAGCUGUGGAGCUGGAGACUUGAAAUACUUUUUUUUUAGUAUGAAAGUUACUUAUGAAUAGUGACCAACUCAAGAAAUUAUUCUGUAAUUUCUUGUGAAUUUCUUGUGAAUAUAAUGGCUGAAUGUUAUUUGUAGGGGUACUCAAGUACCUCCUAAAAAAAUUAAAAAACAUUUCAUAACUAGAUCAGGUGUAGAGGGGGAGGGUAAAUUACUUUAUAUGCCCAGAAAUGUCAUUAAGUUUGAACUGUUCUGUUUUAAAUUUCCUUGAUUCUAGGGCAUACACUUAUUUUUACUUGAAUGAAUGUAUAUUUCUUUUAAUUUAUCGAACUUAAUUUUAUUGUCCUCCCAUUUUUUGAGUUCAAAGGUCCGAUAUAUUGUAAAUGACAGUAAAUUGUAUUUUUCAUUCACAAUUAAUCAAUAUUCGAAAAUAUUUUAACCACCUGACAUGUUCUAAAAUGCGGCACUUAGAAAUUUUCAAUUUUAUUGCAAUUAUCACUUAUCGAAUACAUUUAUAUUUGUACAAUAUUUCGUUAUUGAGAAAUAAUAUUUUUUGCACAAGCCACACCUGAAAAAUUUACUUUAUUAUACCUAUGUAUUUGUUAAUCCUUCAUGCUUUUAUCUUUCUUAUACUUAGGGAGUGGCAGAGUAUUAUUUACCUGAAAUAGGUGAUGAGUUGUAAACCUAUGAUCAUGGAUCAUGUCAAUGUGGUUAGAGAAAUAAUGUACGCCGAAAAAAGUAUUUGGCUUAUCUAGUGUGUAGGAAAAAUGCUAAUUUAUAUAAGACUCAGUCUGUGCUACCUUUGAAUUAUCUUUUUUUUAAUGUAUACCUCAGUUAGUUUUCAGCCUGUUUGAAGGUGGAUGACAAUGUUACGUGGUGAAUUUCAUUAGUUAUGGCUUUCACUGUCUUAUGUGAUAUAAAAUGUUUUGAAAUCCCUGAAAGAAU
Leptinotarsa decemlineata (Colorado potato beetle) is the source of this 2579-nucleotide messenger RNA. Its product is annotated as arrestin domain-containing protein 3. Gene Ontology annotation, cellular component: cytoplasm. The record is from RefSeq and is a predicted model, not a curated record. Gene Ontology annotation, biological process: protein transport. NCBI's taxonomy places the organism in Eukaryota, Metazoa, Arthropoda, Insecta, Coleoptera, Chrysomelidae.